CCACUCGCAUUUGCAUCAAAAUUUUAUGCUUCCACUUUGUCUUAAACCUUCUCCUCCCACCCUCCACCUUGUUCUGUUCCAAACAACAUAUCUUCUUAACCAUGAAAACGAUCGCUUAAUUUAUGGUUUCCCAAUUGAAAAGUACAGAAGAACAACAAGAUUUGAUUGAUUGAGAGAGGAAGAUAAGGUUGAAGACCUUUCGAGGAUGGUUUCUUUGAGUCGAGUCUUGGCGGUUUCCUAUACGAUAAAGCCAUCCAUUCCCUGCAACACUUGUUCUUUAAGCUCUAGAUUUCCUCAAAAGAAACCCAAACUGAAUUCGAAAUGGCGAUCCAUGGCGACUGAACCUGACUCUUCUUCCUUCGCACCUUCUAUUGAUUCUGAUUCUUCCGCUGAUAAAGUUACAGCCGGAUUUUGCAUCAUAGAAGGGCCUGAAACAGUCCAGGAUUUUGCUAAUAUGGAAUUGCAAGAAAUUCGGGAUAAUAUCCGAAGCCGGCGAAACAAAGUGUUUCUGCAAAUGGAAGAGGUUCGGAGGCUAAGGAUACAACAACGCAUUAAAAGUGCUGAACUUGGCAUUUUAAAGGAAGAGCGAGAAAUAGAACUUCCUAAUUUUCCAUCAUUCAUCCCAUUCUUGCCUCCAUUGACCUCAGCAAAUCUGAAGGUUUAUUACGCAACUUGUUAUUCUCUUAUUGCUGGGAUUAUCCUUUUUGGUGGACUUAUAGCACCCACUCUGGAGCUUAAGUUAGGACUAGGGGGCACUACAUACGCAGAUUUCAUCAGUAGUAUGCACCUGCCAAUGCAAUUGAGUCAGGUUGAUCCUAUAGUGGCAUCAUUCUCUGGAGGAGCUGUCGGUGUUAUUUCAGCCUUGAUGGUAGUUGAAAUAAACAAUGUUAAACAGCAGGAGCAUAAACGAUGCAAGUAUUGUCUUGGAACGGGAUAUCUUGCUUGUGCUCGCUGCUCAAAUACUGGAUCACUUGUUCUUAUUGAACCUGUCUCAACAGGUAAUGGUGGAGACCUACCUUUAUCAACUCCCAAAACAGAAAGAUGUUCAAACUGUUCAGGUUCUGGAAAGGUCAUGUGCCCUACAUGUCUCUGCACUGGAAUGGCAAUGGCUAGUGAACAUGACCCACGAAUUGACCCAUUUGAUUAGAGGUGCAUUAUCACCCGCUUACUCUUUGUAUGGAAAUGUAGAGCUAUUGUUGAUAAGAUAACCAGUCUUUUUAUAUAUACAAAAAUAUCCAAGCACAUUGAAAUGAAUGUUAGUGAGAUAAUAAUACCUACUUUUGAAAUCAUUUAGCCA
Gossypium raimondii (Peruvian cotton) is the source of this 1297-nucleotide messenger RNA. Its product is annotated as protein ORANGE-GREEN, chloroplastic. The coding region runs from base 206 to 1147 and encodes 313 amino acids. Lineage: Eukaryota; Viridiplantae; Streptophyta; Magnoliopsida; Malvales; Malvaceae. The transcript is spliced from 8 exons. The record is from RefSeq and is a predicted model, not a curated record.